UCGCGCGGCACGAUGUCUCGAGUCAUGUGAUACCAAGAUGGCGGCGCCGCGGUAGCUGGCUCUGGGAGGUGGCGUCCGGGGAGCCGCGACGGUUUCUGCUCUCGGGCCGUGGAGGCUGCUACGCUUGGGUGGUCCGUGCGGCGGCCUGUACCCCCGCAUUGGGCACCUGUUCAAGGCUGAGGCUGUUGCCGUGGCGGUGGGUUCUGGGAAGCGCCGGUGACCUCUCUGCGGGUGCCCUGCGCCGGCCGUGGUCGCCUGAGGAGUAGAAGGGCAGCCGUCCUCCCGGGUCUUCCCGACUCGCGGAGUUCCUCAGGCCUCCGAGAGCUCUGGAGGAGCGACAGCUCUGAGGGGCUGCGGGAGUUCGAGCCCGCGGGUGUGUGACCGGCAGCCUCGUACCCCUGAGGGCGCAAAGAAACCCGCAAGAACUUUGCUUCCUCCUCCAGAGGCCUGGCUCUCUCGCGUUGGCUACUCCCGCAUUCUUUCCCACUUUCUCUCAAUGUUCUCACCAUAUACCUGGAAAUAUGAUCAGCGCCCCUGACGUGGUGGCCUUCACCAAAGAGGACGAGUACGAGGAGGAGCCUUACAAUGAGCCGGCCCUGCCCGAGGAGUACUCGGUGCCGCUCUUCCCCUUCGCCAGCCAAGGAGCCAGUCCAUGGUCCAAACUGUCCGGGGCCAAGUUCUCUCGGGACUUCAUCCUUAUUUCCGAGUUCUCUGAGCAGGUGGGACCCCAGCCCUUACUGACCAUCCCCAAUGACACCAAAGUUUUCGGUACUUUUGAUCUCAAUUACUUCUCUUUGCGGAUCAUGUCUGUGGAUUACCAGGCCUCCUUCGUGGGCCAUCCCCCUGGUUCUGCCUACCCCAAGCUGAACUUCGUGGAGGAUUCCAAGGUCGUGCUGGGAGACUCCAAGGAGGGGGCCUUUGCCUACGUGCACCACCUCACCCUGUACGACCUGGAGGCCCGUGGCUUCGUGAGGCCCUUUUGUAUGGCUUAUAUCUCAGCAGACCAGCACAAAAUCAUGCAGCAGUUCCAGGAGCUCUCAGCUGAAUUUUCCAAAGCUUCAGAGUGCUUGAAAACAGGCAACAGGAAGGCAUUUGCUGGGGAACUUGAAAAAAAACUGAAAGACUUGGAUUACACCAGAACAGUGCUGCACACCGAGACGGAGAUCCAGAAGAAAGCCAAUGACAAAGGCUUUUACUCAUCUCAGGCCAUCGAGAAGGCCAAUGAGCUGGCCAGUGUGGAGAAGUCCAUCAUCGAACAUCAAGACCUGCUGAGGCAGAUCCGCUCGUACCCUCAUCGGAAGUUGAGGGGGUCCGAUUUGUGUCCUGGGGAGACGGAGCGCACCCAGGAUCCGCCCAGCCAGGCAGCCACUACCUCUGACCCCGAAGAGUCUGCUGACACAGACCAUUACACCUGCAGACCCGCCUACACCCCAAAACUCAUCAAAGCAAAGUCCACCAAGUGUUUUGACAAGAAGCUGAAGACCUUGGAAGAGCUCUGCGACACCGAGUACUUCACCCAGACCCUGGCCCAGCUCAGCCACAUUGAGCACGUUUUCAGAGGAGACCUGUGCUACCUCCUGACCAGCCAGAUCGACAGAGCACUCCUGAAGCAACAGCAUAUCAUAAACUUCCUCUUUGAAGACUUGGUAGAGGUCGAUGACAGGAGGGUAGAGAAACAGGAGAGCGCACCCCCUAGGCCCAGUCACGACAGGCCGACUUCCAGGUCUGUAGAGGAAUGUCCAGUUCCUCAAGUGUUAAUUAGCGUGGGCUCCUACAAGUCCAGUGUGGAGUCCGUGCUAAUCAAGAUGGAGCAGGACCUUGGGGAGGAGGGGUCCAGGGAAGUGGAGGUGACAGAGCCAAGCAGUUUUGACCCGCAGGAGAACCUGGCCUACCUGGACACGGACAUGAAAGGGAGCAUUAGCAGUGGCGAGAGCAUCGAGGUCCUCGGCACGGAGAAGUCCACCUCUGUGCUGUCGACGUCUGACAGCCAGGCCAGCCUCCCGGUGCCCUCGAGCCCCCAGGUGGUCCGGAGCAAGGCUGUCAGCCACAGGACCAUCAGCGGGGACAGUAUUGAAGUCCUCAGCACCUGCCCCUCCGAGGCCUUCGUCCCUGACGACUUCAAGGCCAGUUACCCAGGUGCCGUUAAUGAAGAAGAGUCCCACGCAGACGACGGCGGGGCAGCCAUCCACUUCCAGGCAGGCCUCAGCCCGCCGGAGCUGGGGGAGGCCGAGGAGGGCGGCUCGGGAGUCACCCCGUCACAGACAGACUCCUGCUGCGUCGGGAGGGAGGGUGGCACUCUGCGGGUGCCGCUCUCCACCCCGGGCCACACGCUCUCCGACGAGGACGGGGUCGUGAGUGUCCCCCCGCAGCGCUACCAGCAGAAGGACCAGGAGUUCCACGUGGACGUCUCACUGGAAAACGCCAAUGCCUCUUCCCGAGACAGUGGUUCCGAAGGCUUCCCUGCUUAUGAGCUGGACCCGAGCCACCUGCUGGCCAGCCGGGACGGCAGUAAGACCAGCCUGGAUGACCACUCCGACGCCACCAGCUACGGGAGCAGCGUCACCUCCGCCAGCUCCGACAGGACUCCCUCCUCUGUUCCUCCCACUGGCCCCUCUUCCGAGAGGCAUAAGAAGAGGGCGGGCCAGAACGCCUUAAAAUUCAUCCGCCAGUACCCCUUUGCCCACCCAGCCAUCUACUCCCUGCUCAGCGGGAGGACGCUCGUGAUCCUAGGGGAGGAGGAGGCCGUAGUCAGGAAGCUGGUGAGCGCGCUGUCCAUCUUCGUCCCCAACUACAGCCUCCAUGCCAAACCCGUGAAGCACUGGGUCUCCUCUCCUCUGCAUAUCACGGAUUUUCAGAAGUGGAAGCUUAUUGGCCUGCAGAGGGUGGCAUCCCCCGCCAGUGCUGGCACCCUCCACGCCCUGAGCCGCUACAGCCGCUACACGAGCAUCCUGGACCUGGACCGGAAGACCCUGCGCUGCCCCCUCUACAGAGGCACCCUGGUGCCCCGGCUGGCGGACCACCGCACGCACAUCAAGCGGGGCAGCACCUACUCCCUGCACGUGCAGAGUGUGCUCACGCAGCUCUGCGCCAAGGCCUUCCUCUACGCCUUCUGCCGCCACCUGCACCUGCCCGCCCGCGGCACGGAAGCCGAGGGGCUGGCCGCCAGCCGCCAGGCCAGCUUCUUGCAGCUGAACCUGGGGCUGGUGAACGAAGACGUCAAGGUGGUCCAGUACCUGGCAGAGCUGCUGAAGCUACACUACACGCGGGAGCCUUCCGCGGCCGGCCAGCCCGUGCUCAGGUUCGACUACGUCCCCAGUUUCCUAUACAAGAUCUGAGGUCAGGCCCGGCCACUGUGACCAAGACCUGUGACUGAGGGUACGGGGAGGGCGUUGGCAUGACCGGGGGGUCUUCUGUUUAGACUUCUGGUGUCGUUGGCGGGAAGGAAACCGAGGUGGCAGAUGUGGUUCCCAGGUGGCUCUGGGCAAGGGGGGUGGGGGCACUGGCCCCCGGGCGGCAUCUGGAAGGACGGUAACAGCUCGUGGCCCCGUGGAGAGUGGCCUGGGGUCGGGACUGGGGGCCAGGGCAGAAGAAAGCUUCGGCAGCGUGAUGAGGGGCAGGGAGGCGGAGCCUGCAGGGAGGACCACGCCGGCCCUCUCGCACAGCAAGAUCAAGGGGAGCAGCCGGUAACCGGACGAUUUGGUCGAAAGCAGGACGACGGAACGUCCAUUGCCUCGUGCAGACCCCAGCUGGGCCUUUUGCGUGGCCUCGCGGAGCCGCCCUCCCAGGGGAGGCCCCUGGAUGCACCCUGCCCUGUCCUCACCUCCUCGCCAGGCACGGAGGGGCCUGCCGCUGGGCUCCCAGGCGCAGCGGAGGGACCAGGCACUGGCCCCUGGUCAUCAGAACCGCUGUCGUGGGGGGCUGGGCACAGGCUUCCCGCUGUGCGGGCGAGGAGCCACCAGCUCUCCUGGGGGCGCCGACACUGUCCUCUCGGGGAGGGUCUGCAGACGGGCUGGCGCUCGCCCGGCAGAGGUCACCGCAGACCUUCGCAAGCACUUCACUACCUCACGGGGUGUCGCAGGCGCGGGGCAGCCGGCGGGCUGGGAUCUCCUCCGGGAAGGCCGUGGCGGCCUGGAGCGCGCGCAUUCACAGCAGCUCAUUCUGCCCCAGCUGAGUCCCAACCCCACCUCCUGUUCACCCACCAGGACCCUCCUGACACAGUUACCACUGGUGUGUGUAGCUGGAUGGUUCUUUGCAACCUUGAAAACGUCAUACUUUUCUUCCUGAAGCUGUUUGUCCCUAAGCAGGGAGAACUCUUGGUAUUACUGCUUUUUAAUUUUUUCCCCCAUGUUGUGGUAAAACACACCUGAACCAGCCACAGCGGUUGCUCCUGAGCACGCGUGCGUGUCUGCCGGGGCCGUGUUCUGUGUCGUCCGAGUCCUGCUGUUGAGACCUGGUCCGCCACCAGCUUUGAGGCACACCACAGCGGUCAGGACCCCCUGGUGACCGAGGAGGCUUCGUAUCAUCUCUCCCCCGUGGCCCUCCCUGCCCAGGCUUCUGGUCAGGGUCCCCAUUUCCGCCAGAGUGUCAUUCUGCUCCGGAGGCCGUGACCGAGGCCCACUGUGACAGGGCUGCUACCGCGUCUCCUCGGGUCCUUGUACCUGUGCCGUCACCUGUGUCCCCCAGAGAGGCGUCUCCAGGGACCACACGGCAGCUUCCGAACGUGCAGUGUGGGUGCUGGUGGGAAGGCUGCCCUCCUGUUACCACCGCUCCCCUUGUGUUCAGAUGCUGCUUUGUUUUCUAGGGAGGUGGCUAAUUGCGUGUACUUGGGCCUCCUGGGACACGAGCUUGUGUGACACCUUAUCUCCGAGGGAAGAGCGGUCCGUGGGGCCCAAAUGACCAGAUGGGAAGCGAUCACGGGCCCACCCGUGUCUCGUUCCCGGGCCACCAACAUGGCCUCUGCGGUUCACACCUCGCACCUGGGAAGCCAGAAAGGGCAGCAGGUCGGUCACACUGGCCUCCUAGAAGCGGAAGUCCACUCUGGAGGGUGUUUGUGCAGAAGCGCCGCCUCGGGCGAGCCCUGCCGGUGCAAGCAGAAGGCCUGGCCGUGGGGCGGCCGCAGAGAGGGCACCCGGAGCCCCUCUCUUGAGCUGUUUCUUCAUUGAGGAGUAGAGCUGUCUUGGCUGACCAGUGGCUGAACUCCAGCAUUUAAAUUUUGCUUAAAAUCCAACUUUGCAGUGUGCAGGUUCACAGAAUUGCUUGAUGCCAAGUAUGUUUCUCUUCAAAGGGAGCUCAAAGGGGAACCAGGCCUUCCCGGCCCUGCCACGCUGGCGACUGGAACCUGCCAGGAGUCUCAGACGCACCUGAGUCUGAGUGGUGGGGGCCUGUGCAACAAACUCAUCUCGUCAGGAAUCUUAACAAGAGGUUUUCCCUGGUACUAGGUCAGCAAGCGUCCAAAUGCUGAGAAACGCUUCCAAAAUCAGAGAGUGUCAGUGCCCUUAGUACUUCUUCAAUCCUAAGUAUCGCCUCGAAGGCCCAGGCACCAGAACCUUGAGGUUUGUUUCAGCUUCACUUCCAGUCCAUUACCUGCCCCCCACCCUGCCUUUUUAAAGCAGUCCAAGUUAAGAAGAACCUGCCUAGGCUGGCAUUUAUGCAGUAGUGAUUUCCAGAAGCUCCACGGUAGACAUCAGCUGAACCCUUUUAUAGCACCUGUGGCCCUGGGGACCCUACUCCUUUAGUAGAAUCUGGAAAUGGGCUGUGAUAGCCCAGCUUCCAUUUCCCAUGUAGCUCUGAACUUCUUGCUUCAGAUCAGUUACUGUGUGCAAAGUAUCGUAGACUUCAUCCCCAAACAAGUAACAAAUCCCAUGUCAAAAUCCCAGGAUGGCCGAUAGAUUCUCCCCCGAGUGCCAGGGCUGCUGCAGCUCGUGACACAUCCCCGGAGGCCCAGCGGCCUGGAAGAUCUCGCACGCAGCUCGCCACCCACCCUCCCCACCAGCCUGAUGGCGCCUGGCCGGUCAGCUUCUCCACGUGGCCCACGUCGUCUUUGCACAGGCAGGAGCCCUCCUGGGCUGGUGCGGUCCAUCAGUCCGUGUGGACAGCCUUCGGAGGCACCAGCCCCCCAAGCCAGCAUCAGAUCUUACCUCCCAUCUCCCUAGAGGCUCAAGAAAGUGCCUUGGCUCGUGCUUUGAAGCAAACCAGCUAGCUUUCUGGCUUUUUCCCAAUAUUGUGAUAGAAACUGAUACAACUGGAACUUUUGAGAGAGAGAUGGUAUUAACAGAUUGCAAAAGGAAAAGUAUCACAUCUCUACUUCUGGCUGGAAGGAAAACCAGCCUCAGCUAAGGUUGGAGCACACCCAGCUCUUCUGAGCCCGUCCUGCUUUGAGGUUUGGUUUCAGCUGUGGGGAGGAGGGAGCACUUGGCCAUGAAUCAAGUGCUGGUCUGGGGCCCCAGCCUCCCGGGAGUGCUUGGGGUGUGGCGGCCUUUGUCUCCUGCGGGGGAAGAGUCGAGCUCCUGGGUGUGAGGCUGUUUCCACAGCUGCGGAGGUGGCAGCCGCCCUGCCCGCUGUGCUGGAGCCCCGGGGCGUCAACCACGGCCGUGUUAAGGCCACGGUGAGAAGCAUAGUGCGUGAGGAAGUCGUAUCUGUCGUUUUUUGAAAAGCUACAUUAUUACUGCAUGCUCCUCGUCGUGUGUGAGCGUGAGUCCCACCGGGUGAGCCGUGGUCACUGCGGCCAGGGCGAGAGCACGCUGCACACGCCACACGCGUGCCCGCAGCUCCCGGUGUGGCUGCACCCAGAGUUCAACCAGUUAUGCCAAACAAAUAGUAUGAGAAGUGUACUUUUUAAGAAAUUAAUUUAUUUGAGUUGAGAUAUUUUUGAGAUAUAAAAAUCGGUUGUAUUUUUUAAAGCUAUAAUUCUUGUAGACAUUCUGUGGUUAAAAAUUUGUGCUUAUUAAAAAUGGUCAUCUAUGUUUUGCACUUGA
Messenger RNA from Balaenoptera acutorostrata (minke whale), 6974 nucleotides. It is a transcript of the gene SMCR8, whose product is annotated as SMCR8-C9orf72 complex subunit. NCBI's taxonomy places the organism in Eukaryota, Metazoa, Chordata, Mammalia, Artiodactyla, Balaenopteridae. Bases 522 to 3335 code for a protein of 937 amino acids. The transcript has 2 exons. Gene Ontology annotation, molecular function: GTPase activator activity. The record is from RefSeq and is a predicted model, not a curated record. Gene Ontology annotation, cellular component: guanyl-nucleotide exchange factor complex.